Jatropha curcas is the source of this 1172-nucleotide messenger RNA. RefSeq names its product large ribosomal subunit protein eL19x. NCBI's taxonomy places the organism in Eukaryota, Viridiplantae, Streptophyta, Magnoliopsida, Malpighiales, Euphorbiaceae. The record is from RefSeq and is a predicted model, not a curated record. Gene Ontology annotation, cellular component: ribosome; cytosolic large ribosomal subunit. Gene Ontology annotation, molecular function: structural constituent of ribosome; RNA binding. Gene Ontology annotation, biological process: translation.
UAAGUACAUAUCUAAUCCAACUAUUUAUUCAUUGUUUCCCUUUUGCACAUUUUUUUUUUUCUUAGAGAAAAUCUUUCCUUUAGCCUUUGAACAUACAACAGAUAAUCAGAAUGGUAUCACUGAGGUUGCAGAAAAGGCUAGCUGCCAGUAUACUCAAAUGUGGUGAGAAAAAAUUGUGGCUUGAUCCCAAUGAGACCUUUGAAAUCUCAAUGGCCAAUUCUAGGAUGAACAUAAGAAAAGCAAUAAAGGAUGGUUUGAUAAUAAGAAAACCAGAAAUAACCCAUUCAAGAUGGCGGUGUAAGAAAGUGAAGGAAGCGAAAAUGAAAGGAAGACGGUCAGGCUAUGGGAGGAGGAAAGGGACGAGAGAGGCAAGGCUGCCUUCAAAGCAUGUGUGGAUGAAGAAGAUGAGAGUCUUGAGACAUUUGCUUCGUAAAUAUAGACAACUUGGAAAAAUUGAUAGACAUGUAUACCAUCAAAUGUACUCAAGUGUCAAAGGAAAUGUUUUCAAGAACAAACGCGUGCUGAUGGAGAGCAUUCACAAGUUGAAGGCAGAGAAAGCUAGAGGCAAUACAGCACUUUUGGAUCAAUUUGAGGCAAGGAAAGCUAACAAGUGAUUUAUGUUAUUAUGGAGGAAGUAGAUUCAUUAGUUAUUAAAUAAACAAAUAAAUAAAUAAAUCUAAAGCUGCUAUCGAUCUGGUUCAAUCUAAAGCCGAACCAAAAGCAGCUUAGAAUUUCCAGUUUGAUAUGAUAACAAACAGUUUGGAACCGUUUGGCCAUUCAGUUGAUCUGUUCUGGUGCAAAAAGAAAAAAACCAAAAAUUAAAAAGAAAAAGGGAAAGGGGAAAACGGUACAUCCAAAUUCGCCAGAAUCAGUGGUUGAAUAUCCGAUGCUGGAACUGAGAGACCCAAAAUCAACACAAAACCAGAACCACUGGUUAGAUCUUGGUUCCAAGCAUCACUGGCCCAGAACCAUUGGUUCGGUGAACUAGCCAUCACUACUUGGUACCUAGUAUUUUGUUGUUGUGUCAGAAAUGUAUGUUUUACGUUUACCUCUAUUUGUAUUUUUAUUUUUUUCAUUAGUAUAUAAUCAUAUUAAUUAUGUAAACUGCCAAUUUAAAAAAAAAAAAAAAAUUCAACCUAUUAUGAAGAAGCAGUCUUGCAGAUUGUGUUCCA